AUGGAGGAGAACCGUGAUCAAGGAUUGAAUAUUCGACAGAAGGCAAAACAGAUCACCACACUACUAGCUGAUGAUGAUCGAUUGAACACAGAACGACAGAAGUUCCUUCAAACUAGAAAUAAAUUCAAGCAAGGAUCUUCUUAUUCUACAACGGAUUGGAAUCAAACGCCCGAAAACAGAUCUGAUUUAUCCGAUGCUCGUCCAACUUCCGCUGGUGAGGAAGAGAUGCAACUCCAAAUAGCAUUAGCUCUAUCAAAAGAAGAACACGAGAAAAUGGAUGAAAUGACAAAGAGUGAUGAAGUUCGAUUACAGUUAGCUUUAGAAGAAUCACGCAAAGAGUCUGAACGAUUAGCUGGAACGAGGAAUCAAACAGUGACAGGAGAGAAGCUCACUCAGAGUGCAUUGGAUGAUCUUCUUUCGCUAGGACUCGGACAAUUAACGGUCGACAACGACCCAGGAUCAAGCUGGCAAUCAACAUAUGCACAGGCCGAUCCUUGGGCUAUGCCUUCUGAAACUUCUACUUCAACAGCUCUUUCCGAUCCAUGGGCUCCAGUUGUUUCUUCUCAACCUCCUCCGUUGCCUCCUCAAAAUCCUGCUGUGGCUAAUACUAGUAACCUGAAUGGAGCAUCUUUCAAUGCUGUUGAAGAUCCAUUCAGUGCAUGGGAGAGAGACCUUCUUCAACCAACUAAACCAAACGUUCAGGACGCAAGAUCAGAUGUCUUGUCAUCGAACGCUGUAGUAUUUGGAACAAACAAUCGUAAAACCCCAGAACACUUUUUGGGAGAGAAUAGUGGUUUGGUCAACUUGGACAAUCUCCUUGGAACAACCUCAAGCAACCCGUUAUCAACUUCAAAUCCUUUUCUAUUGAAUAAUCAACCUGCUGCUCCCACAAACCCAUUUGCUAGUCAACAACGGAAAUCACCAACAUUGAAUGAAAUGAUUGCUGCUCAGCAGCAAAACAGGCAAAUGUGA
Messenger RNA from Auanema sp. JU1783, 972 nucleotides. Lineage: Eukaryota; Metazoa; Nematoda; Chromadorea; Rhabditida; Rhabditidae. The record is from the annotation of a GenBank genome assembly.